Otolemur garnettii (small-eared galago) is the source of this 1134-nucleotide messenger RNA. RefSeq names its product nuclear envelope integral membrane protein 1 (gene NEMP1). Gene Ontology annotation, cellular component: nuclear envelope. Lineage: Eukaryota; Metazoa; Chordata; Mammalia; Primates; Galagidae. Bases 36 to 866 code for a protein of 276 amino acids. The transcript is spliced from 7 exons. The record is from RefSeq and is a predicted model, not a curated record.
ACCCCAAACUCCUCCUUCUUUUUCUCCUUGGACUUAUGCUGUUUUUUUGUGGAGAUUUGCUGAGCAGAAGUCAAAUUUUCUACUAUUCUGCUGGGAUGAGUAUGGGAAUUUUGGCCUCUCUACUAAUCAUCAUUUUUAUACUGUAUAAGUUUAUGCCCAAGAAAAGUCCCAUUUACGUCAUCCUGGUAGGAGGCUGGUCUUUUUCUCUGUACCUCAUUCAACUAGUUUUUAAAAAUUUACAAGAGAUCUGGAGGUGUUACUGGCAGUAUCUGUUAAGCUACGUCCUCACAGUUGGAUUCGUGAGUUUUGCGGUGUGUUACAAGUAUGGACCCUUGGAGAACGAACGCAAUAUCAACCUGCUGACCUGGGCCUUGCAGCUGCUGGGCCUGUGUUUCAUGUACUCCGGCAUCCAGAUACCACACAUUGCCCUUGCCAUUAUCAUCAUUGCUCUGUGUACUAAGAACCUGGAGUAUCCUAUUCAGUGGCUGUACAUCACCUACAGAAAGAUGUGUAAAGCAGCAGAAAAGCCUGUCCCUCCUCGUCUUCUGACAGAAGAAGAAUAUCGGAUACAAGGAGAGGUAGAAACCCGAAAGGCUUUAGAGGAACUCCGAGAAUUUUGUAAUAGUCCAGACUGUUCUGCUUGGAAGACUGUUUCUCGAAUCCAGUCUCCAAAAAGAUUUGCUGACUUUGUGGAAGGCUCUUCCCACCUCACACCAAAUGAAGUUUCUGUCCAUGAGCAGGAGUAUGGAUUAGGGAGCAUUAUUGCCCAGGAUGAAAGCUAUGAGGAAACAUCCUCUGAGGAGGAAGACUCACAUUCCCACUGCCCCCCCAUCACACAAAACAAUUUCUUGACUAAACUCCUGUGAAAUACAGUUUCCAUCUUAAGACCAGUUUUUCCACUGUUUGGCAUUCACGGUGAGUAAAAUCGAACUCAAUAUAUUACUCCCUGUCUGGUAGUUGGAGACUUGAGCUGUAGGCGGUGGAGGUGACAGUUGGUCCUGUAGCAUGACAAUUGUUCUCAGAUAGAGAAGGAUGAUGUUUCUUGUGUGUGCUGUGUGUCCUUGCCCUGCCUGCCUUGUGGCUCUGCACAGAUGCUGCAGUGCCUCUGUGCGCCUGGAGAUUGCUUGACUUCAU